AUGGAGAUGGUCAACGGCUAUCGUGCUGUGAUUGUCGGGUGGGAUUUGACCGCAAAAGCAUCUAAGGAGUUCUUAGAUAGGGUGCAUAAGGGUGAUCAGGAAAUGAUCAAUAGCCCACACUAUGCAGUGCUGAUAGACGUACGGGACCGUCUAGUACCACAACUCGGUUAUAUUCAUCAGGAUAAUAUAGAGCCGUAUGCGGGAAGGAUUAUUCAUAAUCUAGUCAGUAGUUAUAUGGAGAGGUACGACGAAUCAAAACACAGGUACAUACCGAAGCCAUGGUUGAAACGAGUAUACCCCGAUGAUUGACAGUUACAUUAUAUACGAAGCAUUGCACAUCAUCUCUUGGUGAAUUAUACGGGACAUUUGUAUAUGUAUAAAGCGUGGAGGAUUUAUUGUUAUGUGUAGCUCAAAGUUUUACGAUAAAUUUUGUUUACGUGAAGG
Messenger RNA from Cylicocyclus nassatus, 444 nucleotides. NCBI's taxonomy places the organism in Eukaryota, Metazoa, Nematoda, Chromadorea, Rhabditida, Strongylidae. The record is from the annotation of a GenBank genome assembly.